AUGGCCUCCGCAAGAAAGAGCACGGCGUUGAUCGUUUAUAGAUGGUUACGUAGUGCUGGCAUAUCCAGUUGGGGGAGUCACAUAAAUGAUGUGCCAAGAUGGCGUGGAGUAUGCAGUACACCCCCCCGCGCAAGCACAAUAGGCGGAAGAACGGAGUGCGCAACUUCACGCAAAUCAACCGAUGGAGAAACCACAGCGGAAGAGUCCCCUCACCCAAGAAAAGCGAUCAAGCUGAAGAAGCAAAUGGCACUUGAAAGUGCCAACAAAGUAAUGCUGUCCAAACUGAACCUACAAAUUGAACAACUGGAUUGUAAGCAGUUGAUGAGAUACAAAAACGUAAAAAAUGUGAUCACCUUGGAAAAGAAGAAAGAAAUUUUGUCAUAUCUAAAUAGUUACCUCCUCCGUAACAACAAGGCCAAGUAUUACAUUUUAAGUGUUCUCAUGUUUCGUAUUGUAUCCAGGAUGAGUACCUAUCAAGUGAAGGAGUUGAUAUAUGUCCUACACGCUUAUAAGGAAAAUAACUUUUUGAGCCCCUUCUUAAUGGUACAUAUUAUGAACAAAUUGGGUAGCGAGGAAUUUGCUCAAAAAAUUACACUAAAUGAAUUCCUCCUCCUUGUAGACACUUUGACAGUACCGUUAAUAAUGCCAAAUAGCUUCGCACAAAUGAUCCAAAGGUUCAUAUGCAAAAAUAUGGAGAUGUUUAAAUGUAGGGACUAUUUUCUGGUUGGGUAUUUUUUGGCUAGGAACAAUUUAUACAACGAUUCCGUUUUGAAUUUUAUCGCAGAGUUUUACAGAAAUUUCGGAGGUGCAGAGAAGUUCCAACAGGAGGAACGUAAUAAUAAUCACUUUGCUCAUUACAAUGAUGCAUUCCACAGUGGGGAAGCCAACAGGGGAGUAACCACAAAGGAUAAUUUCCUACCAAAUGGGAAGUUAACCCAUUUAGGAAAAGACAUCCAUAAGCAUAUUUUCAUUUUAUCAAAAUAUGGAUACAACGAUAUAGGUGUGUGGAGUAAUCUGUUUAGAGUGGCAAUCACACAAUGCAGAUCUUUGCAACCUCUGGAAAUAAGCUCCAUUUUGAAGUCGUUGAAAAACAUGAAUUAUUACAACAGUUACUUAUUUGAAGUGUUGGUAGAUAAUAUUAGGAAAAAUUUAAGUCAGUACAAAACGAGUACCCUGAUGGACUGCUUGAAUAGCUUGUCUUAUUUCAAUCAUGUGGAUGAUAGAAUGCUCAGCAAAAUAUUAGUAUCCCUACCGAGAAGGAUCUCAACUUAUACUGCCAACGAUUUCACCAAGCUGAUAUUUUUUAUAAACAAUUUUACGAGAUUCUCCAGUUAUUUUAUUCUCUUUGCAAAUAAGCACAUUUUGCUUUUUGCGUCAAGUUUUAAUAUGCUCCAUUUGGUAACCCUUUUGAAAAUUUUUGCUCACCAGAAUUUGAUAAGUCAGCCAAUUCUUCACUUAUUAAAUGUGAAGUUGGAGAAAUUCAUUUCUUCUCAGUCUUCGCGGAAUUGUUCCGAAGGCACCCUCAUGGAGGAAUCCAGUGUGCAGGCCACGAAGCAGGUAUCUUUGAGGAAUCUGUUUGAAAUUAUUCACAUUAUGAACUUCAUGUCAGUGAGAUACCCCCGAUUGGCUCAUAACUGUUUGGAAAGCAUGUUCACCCUUCAGGGUGGGUACAAAAAUAUGCACCCAGAAGUAGUGAAAUGUAUGACGUAUUGUUGUUGCUACUUCAUGUUGGUUAAUGACCAGUAUGGGGACGCUUCGACGAUUGGGCUUCACAAACGUAUAAGCGAUUUUUUUUCCUUUCUGGACUCAUCCUUGGUGAGGGUUGCUAAAAAUGGUGAAUCGAAAUGGUAUGACAAUAGGGAGGAUGUCCUCACUAAGGCACACACCCAUUCGGAAAUGAAUCACAAUUUAUCAUCCCCUGGGGAGUGUAUCAUUGAACGGAUGGAAGAAAGGAUAACAACGAAGAACCCCGAAACAGAUGGCAAAGAAGACAACACGAAUGGAGUGAAAAAACAAAUGGAUAUAGACAUCUACGCGAUGAUCAUACGAACGUUCCUCACCGAGUUCAUAUAUCUCCGCUCAAGAGAUGAAGUGGAAAAUUUUUACAACUUAAGCGAGGAACACAUGAAGCGCCUUUUUUUCUACAAAAUUGACGCCAUAAGGGAGUUCCACCAUAGUGAUGGUGUAAACACGCUUAAGAAGUUGUUACCCCUGGUGUAUUAUCCACAUGUAGAUAAAUCGCUCUUGAAGAAUGUUCAAAUGAAUAGACAUUUUCUGUCCACCUAUUCUGUGGGCCCCACUCGUGAAGAGAAAAGCCAACUUACCCAAAGUGAACACGUCGGGAGACAAUUUUCGUAUCACCAAAAAUCUCUCAACGAAAUGUACCAAGUUUUGAAAGAUCUACCUCAGACGGAUUACAAGUUUAAUUUUGUUAAAAAUGCCAACUGCAAUUCUGUUUUUCUUUACAUUCACUACAUAUUUGCGAAACGCAUUCAUAGCAAGGGCAAAGUAGCCAUAUUAUUUGGAACGCAGAAUUACUACUACACCACGGUUGGUGAAUUAUACACUGAUCUUCAUCCCCCUUGCGCGACCAACAUGAUUGAAGAGGAGCGCCUAACCAAGGAGGCUAUAGCCCAGAUUCACUACUUCAAGCUCUUUUUUGACAGGGUACAUUUGGUUCCGGCCCACCUAUGGGAAAAUAUGAAUCAAAGGGAGAGAAGACGCUUUUUUGUUACCUUGCUGGAUUUGUAA
This is a messenger RNA of Plasmodium knowlesi strain H, 2751 nucleotides long. RefSeq names its product conserved Plasmodium protein, unknown function. The coding region runs from base 1 to 2751 and encodes 916 amino acids. The record is from RefSeq and is a predicted model, not a curated record. The transcript has a single exon. Lineage: Eukaryota; Apicomplexa; Aconoidasida; Haemosporida; Plasmodiidae.